Molecule: messenger RNA, 6454 nt
Organism: Pecten maximus
Lineage: Eukaryota; Metazoa; Mollusca; Bivalvia; Pectinida; Pectinidae
Product: fukutin-related protein-like
Exons: 1
Coding region: 120-1619 (499 amino acids)
Biological process (GO): protein O-linked glycosylation via mannose
Cellular component (GO): Golgi apparatus
Source: RefSeq, a predicted model, not a curated record
CAGCUUCCAGCUUCUAUAAUACACAAACUAGAGGAAACAAAAAACACGGUUUUAAGUCUUACGCCGAGUUUAACUUCUUCACACGCAAGCGGAUAUUGAAAAUUGGUAGCCUGCAAUAUAUGAAAUGUCUCAUGGUUGUUCUGGUGAUCAAUUUGUUGGUGUUUUUAUAUCUGAUAUACACACACAACUUAUUCUCUAUUGACCAGUACGUGUUGUCGGCUGACGGUGCUUCACACUAUCACCGGGAAGAUGCUCAACAUGUGGUUCUUGCCAAGGAAGUAACUGUUAUCAUAAGGGAAUUCGAAGAUUUCGAAAAUCGUGUUAAUGAAACUGUCAAAAAUUUUAAGUGGAUAUCGCCAUAUAUGAAUGUGAUUAUAGUCUCAGAUAACAUUCCCUAUCCGCCACUGGAAUUAAACUUCAGCCAGACGAUACACUUUGUAAAUCUCCAACUGCAGCCAAUGCUAGAAAACCCGACUGAUACCCUCAGGAGAUUAAUCACAACUCCAUACACACUGUUUAUCCCUGAUGGUACCAACAUAACUAGAUCCAAAGCUUUACUCCAAGCAGUUAAAAACAUGAAAACAAGGAAAUUAAUCAAAGCUCUAGCCAUCCCAAUUGGAUAUGAAAAGCUGACCUGUCCUGGAAUGGAUGUGCAUUUGCGGUCAUGGUCUGUUGAUUUCACCAACUUUGUUGGAGGUGAAGGAAUGUGUGACUAUGUGCAAGGAAAUCAUGCACUGUUGAUGUCUACAAGUGACCUGUUUGAACUGACAAGUCCAUUUGAACGCCCCCUGUAUGUUUCAUUGUACAUGCAGUUAACUCUAAGAAGGUGGAAGACAGGAAUUUACUCUGGUGAAGUUUUUAUGCCAAAGACUAUAUUUAAAGACUUUCGAAGUGAAUGGAAACAUAAACACAUGGAGGAAUUACGUCUUGAGAAUACAAUGAGAAAAUUUGAAAUUAAAAAAGUAUCCUAUGAUAAACAGAAAGUAAUAUAUUAUGGUUGUUCAAAAGAUACCGAGAGGUGCUUUGGAACAGUCGUCAAUAACAUGCCUGAAUUUUUAUACAGAGAAAAAUGGACCCCACCUUGUUGUUUGAAGGCAGUAAGAGAAACAGCAAUACAUGUCUUCACAAUGUUGAAUAAAUGUUCGGCUCGCUACUGGCUGGAAGGUGGCAGCUUACUAGGAGCUGCUCGACAGAAGGAUAUUAUUCCUUGGGACUAUGAUGUUGACAUUGGUGUUUAUAAGGAAGAUCUAGAAAAAUGUGAACAGUUUAUAACCUUGACAAAAAGGAAUAGCUUUACUGAUGAAGCAGGUUUCCACUGGGAAAAGGCAACUGAGGGAGAAUUCUUCAGAGUUCACUACAGUGUCGUUAAUCGAAAUCAUGUUGAUAUAUUCCCGUUUUAUCCUAAGUCUGGGAUAAUGACAAAAAAUACAUGGUUUAAAACACAUAGACAAGACAGAGAAUUUCCUGAACAUUACCUAAAACCACUUACAAAGGUGGAAUUCAUAGGAAUGAAUGUUUCAGCACCAAAUAAUAUCAGACAGUUUUUAGAAUAUAAAUUUGGAAAAGGAGUGAUUGAAAAUCCAAGGUUUCCCAACUCGGACAUGGUGGUCGGUGGAUAAAUCUGUGUUAUAUGUGUGAUGCUUCAUAUCUAUUUAAUAGAACUAAAAAUAAUUAAUAUACAUGUUAUAGUAUACGUACUGUAUCUGUAUGAUUUAAAAAAAAUAAACAUGACCAUUCCUACAGAUCUCAUCGUUGUGGAUGUGGAGUAUUUAACAUUUGUUUUGUAGUUUGCUACUUUGCAUAUCGUGUCAUUGUUAAUUAUAUAUAAGUGUACAUGUAUAUUCAGAUUUUGUGUUUGUGUACAUGUUUAAUAUAUAUACAUAUUUGAUUUCAAAUGCAAUUUGAACUAAAAAAUGUUUAAAAUUUCAAAUGGUCCUCAACCGAUAUGCUAUAUAUAUUUAUAAGUUUUAUCCUGUCUUCAUCAUGAUCAGAUUGUAGCAAUAUAAUAUAUAUAUAUAUAUAGUGUAGUUUAGAAAAUCUUGUAAAGGUUAACAUUGCUAUCACAAUUUCUCAAGAAGUAAAGAUACAUUAAACUUACACAUACCAAUAAACAUCAUUUGAUGGUGGGACACAAGGUAAAUGUAAAUGUGUAAAAUCAAAUGUUUUAAAAAAAUUAUGAAAGUAUUCUUUCAUUCCUAAUCAUAGAAAAAAGUAAUUUUGGUGUGUACUAUAUUUUAAUAUUUUUCAGGGAAUAGGGAUAGUAGAAUCUGAAACUUGAUUUACUUUUCCACAAUUUUACCAAAGUAUUCAUGGAUUGUUAUAUUCCAUUAUAGACAUUUCAUAUUUUUCACAUUCCACUUAGAUAAUUAUAAUGAUACAUAUUUUUUAUCAGAGACCUAUUAAACUUCUAUAAGUGUAAACAUCAGAAACUUUUCUUAAACUUGUACACUCGUUAAAAUCUUCGAUAUUUGUAGUAUAAGAUAUUUGCCAUGCUGAUUUAUAAAGAUAAAAGGAAUAAAACAUUGAUUGAGAAUGAUGGAAACAGACAAAACUUUUUUUAAUUGUAUGCUAAUCUAUUUCUUACAAUGCAUAUGUACAUGUAUAUGUAAAUAUUGAUGUAAAAUUCAUCAUUUGAAAUAUAUACCGGUCCUAAGGAUGGUGGUGUUUAUUAUAAACAUGCUCCUGAUAUAUAGGUCAAAUUAUGUAUACUGAUGUACAGGAAUGAAAUCAUUUUCACUGUUUUUUCACUUAUAAGUUAUAUGUUUUAGCCUAAUAUACUUUCAAUAUAAGAGCUAUAGUGUUGCAAAGCAGCUGCUGUUUGUUGUUUAUUUAUCACAUUAUAUUUAAGUUCCAGCAGGCCUGAUAUUUUGCCUUAUAUAAUUACAUGUUGCCAAUUAACCUCUAGGACGGAGUCUUUAAAGUUUCUUUAUACAAUUGACUUAACCUUUUCAUAUUAACUACAUUUGUAAGUCAAAUAGGAAAAAUCUCUUUGAAAAUCUUUUUAAGUGCUGGAAGACCCAGAGGCCUGCUUUUUUGCCAGCAGGAACCUAGAACAUAGUGAUAUGAAGUUUCUUCAUACAAAUGACCUUUGUCUUUUUUCAAGGUCACAUGGGUCUAGUAGUUUUUUUGAGAACCUUCUGAUCAAGUUCUAAAAUACCCAAGGCUCUGAUCUUUGGCCAGUAGCUAACUAUAGGUAUACGUACCUGCUAUGGAGUGUAGUCAAUUUUCUUCUUACGAAGUCAAUGACCUUAACCUGUUUUAAAAAUAACUGGGGUCGGAAAUUUUAAAAAACGUCAAGGAUCUUCUUUUUCAAGUGCCAGAAGCAAGGCCCAUAUGCCUGAUAUUUGGUCAGAAAUUAACCAAGUUUGAGGGCUAUAAAGAUUUGACCUACAAAAGACGUUUCCUAGAGGAAAAUUCUUAGAGUUAUUGAGGAAUUUAGGUCUGAAGGUCAAAAGUCAAGGAAACCUUUACAAUUACAUCAUAUGAGCUCUUUAAGGAAAGCCAAAUGAUCCGAAAUUUCAAAUAACGAUAUUUUGGUUUGCACUUUGCAGGUGUGCAAUAGAGGUUUUAAAAUUCGCUGUUACGAAAAAAAUCAUUAGUUAAAAACACUGUUAGAAAACCAUAAUAAAAGACACAUGACCAAGCUCUAUCAGAUGGGAAAUAGUACCGGGAACUAUGCAGAAGACUAAACUCUUUGUGAUUUCAUAAAGUGAGAAACAAAUAUCCAGAUUUGCAAUAGAUGUUUCAAAAGUAUGUAAGGUCAAAGUCGCUGUAACUAUAAUGGAACUGGUAACAAUUUCAAAUGGUGAUACGCAGACAUGUUGAUGUGCAAUUUCUCAAGGCCAGGGUCAAGGUCAAUGUUAAGAUCAUUGGAACCAAUAAUAUACUGUCAAAAGACAUCAUAUGUCUAAUAAGGGUCAUGCAGAAAAGGGCAAAACAUUUUCUGAAAUUUUACACGUAUGCUGUGAUAUGCAGAUGACCAUUAUGUGCAAUAGGGGUUUGGGAAUUUCUUAUGAUGAUUGUGAUAAGCAGAUGAGGGAUAAAGUCGAUUUCCAGCCAGAGAUUAUUAUCUCUUGUUAUCAUUGAUAACAUGUACUGGAUCAUGGCACACAGCAUUUUGUAUAUAUUUAUCCAUUUUGUUUGUAUACAUAUACAUUGUGUUAUAAUGAAAAUGCUUAUAAAUUGUUAUUUUUUUACAUUGUCUAUUUAUCAUCACGACUAGAAAUUCAGCUAAAUUAUGGAGUGAUAUUGAUGGCAUAAUUACAUGUACAGUAUGUUGUUGAAUUUUCUCCUUUGAAAUGACAUGUAUAUAUCACGGUGCUGGUAGUUGAUCUUUUAUUAUAUCACAUUCAGCCAUCAGCCCCGUACAAUAUGGCACAAAGAAGAUUUAAUCAGGACUCGUUGAUAAGGUUUAAUGUAGAUAUUUUAUACACGGGAAACUCCACUAAUAAGCUUGAUAGUGUAUACUUUAUCUAUUGACCGAGCUAGUUACUAUAAUGUACCAGAUCUCGUUUACAUUAUGUAUUUUGUUGAGCCAAAUUCAGCCACAUGCAUUGUUGAAUUUUCGGGAAGUAUUUUUCAAGCACAAUGUAACAAGAAAUAUUAUAAAUGUGUAAUAAUAAUAAUUGUAAUACAAUUCUAUUAUAAAUUGUGUGACGAAAAUUAACGAUAAAUUGUGCUAAGAAAAGGAAUUUUAUUUAAGUUAUCCAAAGAACAGAAACUUUAUAUUUUAGAGUAUGAUAAGAACAACAAUUCUGAUUGAAAGGUAUAGUAAUAACCUUCAUUAGACGAAAAUUUUCAAUGAGAAUUUAGACAAAGUAAUGAAAGUGGUGAUUCUUCUAAAAAAUGUUUAUCUCUAUUUAGCGGCAUUAGUAAACUAAUAGAAUUAUAUAAAUGUAACCUUAUAUUCUGGAAAUACCUUUUUAGGUUACAGUUUUAUGUACAUCAGUUUCAUACUAUCUCUCGUCACAAUCGAGUAGCCAAUUCUAAUAGAAAUUUGAUUAUUCCAAAUAAACAGCUGCUCUCUGAUAAAGAAUUGACGAAAUUCUGAAACUAUCAACGGUGAAUUAAUGGUUAAAAAAUUCGCAACAUAACAACAUGUAUCAUUUCAUAUCAUGGAGACCAAAUGACAAUAAUGUAGAUUUUUACAGUACAUGUCUAUUUGUUAGUCCAAUUGUCCCGUUUGUGGAAGUUCUGUAUUAUGUCUGAUUAUUUGUUUAUGUUGAUUUUAUUUAAGAUCGGUACAUUAUCUAAUUGUCAAAAUUGGAAUUGUGGUUUCAGCAAAUUUAAUGUUACAUGUACGCUGCUAUAAGCAUAUCAAACACAUUCUUGCUAGUUUGAUAAUCUGCAUUGUAUUGUUAGCUCACCUGCCAGAAGGGCAAGUGAUCUUUAUGCCUUGGUACACUGUCCGGCGUCUGACGGCCCGACGGCAACUUUUUACCUUCAAACCACUUCUGAAUAACCAAAAGGCACGGUAGGUUCUGAUAUGCCUGUAGCAAGCUUGGAUAAAGACCUACCAAGUUUGUUUAAAUGAAUGGCCUGGACUAUUUUCAAAAUCUCAGGGACGAAAUGUCUAAAAACAUUUUUUUAACCAAUUCUCCUCAAUAACCAAAUGACACAAGGUACUGAUAUUGGGUCUUUAGCAUGCCGGGAUGAACGGCUUCCAAAUUGAUUCAAAUGGCUGACCUUAACUUCCCCUUAACUUAAAGUAAUUUUAACUCCAUAGCAAAAAUUAUUCAAAUCGUCAAACAACUUCUUCUCAAUAACUGAAAGGUCCAAGGCACACAGGGCCCGUAGCAUGAUAUAAUUGACUUGAAGGGCUACGAAGUUUGUUCAAAUUAGUUAUCUUAAUUCACUGUUAAGGCCACAGGGAUCAUGUGUUAAACUUUUCAAAUUACCAUUACUUAUUCUCAAUUACCAAAAGUCUUAAGAGUCCUGAUAUUGCCGGUCACUAACAUGCUAACACUUACCAAGUUUGUUUAAAUGAUUUACCUUAACACAUAAAAAGGUUCCGGGAUCAAAUGUGUUAAAAUCUUUUAAUAUCUUCCUUUUGGUAACCAAAAUGUCUACAAUAAUAUUAUUUAACUAUUGGAGUACUUGGUAAAAUUGUGACAUAGCUUUUUGUUUGACAUGUUUUGGAGUCCACAUAAACACACUAAAUCUAUUUUGAAACUCUCAUUAAUUAAAUCAAGCAUUACAAAUUAAAGUACAUUGUAUUCUGUACUAGCUGACACAGAUGAGCGAUUCAGGCCCUUGAGCCUCUUGUAUAAGGGAGAUAAGAUUAAGCCGAUUACUCUUGUUUAUCUCUUGAUGGUUGUGGGAUUAGAUUCGUCACUCAGGAUUCAUGACUACAUCAUCUGCUUCGUAUAUUUUAUAAUGAAAACUAUUGAAUGGCGUAAGUCUUUUAUAAAAUAAUGAAUGUUUUAUAAUUUAUUAAUAAAGUGGUUUAUUUGGA